Molecule: messenger RNA, 726 nt
Organism: Peronospora matthiolae
Lineage: Eukaryota; Oomycota; Peronosporomycetes; Peronosporales; Peronosporaceae
Source: the annotation of a GenBank genome assembly
AUGGUACACCUUGUGGCUGUACCAGAGACAAUCACGGCAAGUGGCUGUGCUUGUGUCUUUAUUGACACCAUCUUCCGACUUCAUGGGUUGCCCCGUGAACUCGUAUCAGACAGAGAUCCACGAUUCACUGCUGAUUUCUGGCGUUCCGUGUUCAAAUCACUCGGAACGCGCUUGAAGAUGUCAACAUCUGAUCAUCCAGAGUCGGAUGGUCAGACGGAACGUGCCAAUCGUGUCCUUGAAGAGAUACUUCGAGGAUACGUACACUCCUUUAAGAGUUGGAGUGAGUUUUUGCCAAUGGUAGAGUUUGCCAUCAACAAGUCGGUGCAUGCGUCCACGACACAUACACCGUUUUACGUGAAUGGCUUGCGCCAUCCGCGUGUACCCACCUUACUAGAGUGUAACUCUGGUUUAAGGGGGGGAGGGUCUCGCGCGAGCAAAAACCGAUUUGGUUCACGCUCAUCACGCUCUGACGAAGAAGUCAUUGCGUUUGAUGCCGAUAUCGAUAACAUCGAUAUCGAAGAAGAUGAUGCCAGUGAGAGUGCGGAAGCCCUCACUGAAGACAAUGAUCCCAGUGAGAGUGCGGAAGCCCUCACUGAAGAAAAGGUUGUUGUUGCUGCAGUGCGCUCACAGCACACUGAAGCUAACGAGUCAUCAGAUGAGUUCAUACUGGCUCGUGAAACGGUAGUCCGUUUUGUGCAAGACUCCAUCGCCGAAGCGGUGACUUAG